This is a messenger RNA of Cadophora gregata, 2112 nucleotides long. RefSeq lists its product as uncharacterized. The transcript is spliced from 8 exons. Gene Ontology annotation, biological process: carbohydrate transport; transmembrane transport. Gene Ontology annotation, molecular function: carbohydrate:proton symporter activity. NCBI's taxonomy places the organism in Eukaryota, Fungi, Ascomycota, Leotiomycetes, Helotiales, Ploettnerulaceae. Gene Ontology annotation, cellular component: membrane. The coding region runs from base 473 to 2002 and encodes 509 amino acids. The record is from RefSeq and is a predicted model, not a curated record.
CGCAAACAGACCAACCACCUUCGUUCUCGGUCUAUCCCACCGGUAGCAAUCCUCGCCAUCUGGGACAACAUCGUUGUUUUCUGACCGAGGUCUGCAGGGUAAAAAAGGCCGUGACCUGGUUUUGGUAGGGGUGGUACGAAAACCAUGUUCAUAUUUCCAUAUGCGUUCCAAUGGGAGACUUCUGUUGUAUUGCUCACAGAAAGGUUCUUAUGAGCUUGAAAUGACAGGCCAAUGGAGCAUGCUUGACAGCUGUGUUUCGUGGAGCUGCCCGUGUACAUGGAGCUACCCCAGUCUUCCCCCGCAUGGGACGAUUGUCCAGGUUUACUGAUUGAUGAUCGAUUAUUGCCUGGACCUGCAUUCCAUGGAAGUGCAUAUAAGGUGUCCAUCAUUUCCCAGUUGAAAUUUUUUCUAAUAUUCCCAAUUCCUUGGAGAACUGCCUGUACUGCAAGUUUAUAUUGUGUCAGUCGCAAACAUGGUUCUCAAGCCAAAGGUCUAUCAGUUUCUGGUGGGUGUCUUUGCAUCUAUGGGAUCUAUCCUCUUUGGAUACGAUCUUGGUGUUAUUGCUUCGGUCAUCGCAGCCUCAAACUUCAAGGAAUACUUCAACAACCCAUCCACCACCCAAACUGGAAUUGUAGUUUCCUUCUUCACGGGCGGAGCUUUUUGCGGUGCUGGACUCGCUGGUCCCAGUGGAGAUAGACUUGGUCGCAGAUGGACAAUCACAAUCGGAUCUAUUAUCUACCUUCUGGGUGGAGCUCUUCAGACUGGAGCAACUACUUUCCACAUGAUGUGGGCUGGAAGAUGGCUAGCAGGCGUAGGAGUUGGUUUCCUUGUCAUGAUUAUCCCCUUAUACCAAUCUGAGAUUGCUCAUCCUUCCAUCCGUGGCACAAUCACGAGUUUACAACAGUUCAUGUUGGGCCUUGGAGCUUUCAUCGCUGGCUGGAUCUCAUAUGGAACAUUCGUUGGCCUCUCGAACCAAGCUCAAUGGCGUCUGCCACUUGCAAUCCAGAUGAUCCCAGCUAUCGUUCUCGGAGCGUUGAUCUUCUUGUUCCCAGAGUCUCCACGUUGGCUCAUCGACCAUGGCCGACCUGACGAAGGUCUCAAGACGCUGGCUCGCCUGCACUCGAACGGAAACGAAUCAGAUCCCUGGGUGCGCGCCGAAUUUGAUCAGAUCCAGGACAGCAUUACACACGAGCACGAGCACGAAGCCAAGUCAUACAUGGAACUCCUCACCAACCGGUCUUCUUUCAGACGUCUCCUUAUCGCCUGUGCUCUACAAGCGUCAAUCCAAAUGACGGGUGUCUCAGCUAUUCAGUACUACAGUGUUGAUAUCUAUGGCUCUAUUGGAAUCAGCGGUUCGAAUGCUUUGAAAUACCAAGCGAUCAAUAAUAUCAUUGCGUUGGUUGGAGAGGCAUGUUGUAUUUUGUUUGUUGACAAACUUGGUCGUCGAAGACCAUUAAUUGGCGGUAAUCUUCUGAACAUGGUUUGUUUCCUCAUUGCCUGUAUCUUGAUCGCCAAAUUCCCAGCCGGAUCAAGCAACAACAAGUCCGCCUCGUGGGGAUUCAUCAUGAUGACCUGGCUCUACAACUUCUCCUUCUCCGCUACCUGUGGUCCCCUCUCAUGGGUCAUUCCCGCCGAAAUCUUCGACACCCGCACCCGCUCAAAGGGGGUGUCCAUCGCCACCAUGGUGUCCUUCGCCUUCAAUACACUCAUCGGACAAGUUACCGGCACAGCGAUGGAGAACAUCGGAUACCGGUACUACUACGUAUUCAUCAUCUGCAACUUCACAAACGCGCUGUUCUUCUACCUAUUCCUGCCAGAGACGAAGAACUUGCCACUUGAGGAGAUGAAUUACUUGUUCACGAAUGCGCCGUUUUUGGUUGCAUUCCAUGACAAGAAGCUCUAUCAAGCGAACUAUGCGGGCGAUUUGGAGAGGCGGGCGUUGGAGAUUCAGGAGAAGAAUGCGAUUACUGGGCACCAUGAGGAGCAUAUUGAUGAGAAGUAGAUUGUACGGAUGACUGUAAGAGAGGAUAUUACGAGUGGUUAAGUCGUAGCUUCGCAUUAGCCGAAAUGAAAUGUUGAUGCCAACACUUCAGCCGUCCUUCGUUCUCCAAG